This is a messenger RNA of Parascedosporium putredinis, 693 nucleotides long. The record is from the annotation of a GenBank genome assembly. NCBI's taxonomy places the organism in Eukaryota, Fungi, Ascomycota, Sordariomycetes, Microascales, Microascaceae.
AUGCUAACCCGACGGCUCCCGCAAGACACCCCGUAUGAGUCGUUUGUCUCGGACAAAUCCGCGCUCAAGGGCGCCAGAUUCGCCAUGCCCUGGAAACGGGUGUGGGAAUUGGCAUCGGAAAAGGAGUAUCCGUACAACAUCUUCAUGAAGACGAUUGACCGCAUCCGGGACGCUGGUGCCGAGGUGUACGAACACGUUGAUUUCCCGAGCGCCGAGGACAUAAUAUCCCCUGGGAAGUGGGAUUGGAACUAUCCUGAUGACCCAGCCAAAUCGGAGUUGACGGUCGUAAAAGUCGACUUCUACAACGACCUCAAAGACUACCUUGCCUCCCUCGCCGAAAACCCCCUCAGCCUCAAGGGCGUCGAAGACAUCAUCGAGUUCAACAAAAGGCACCCCAAGGAGGAGGGUGCCUGGCCAGAUCUGCACGGCGCCUGGCCCACAGGCCAGGAUACCUUUCACCACGUCGCCGAGACACGCGGGAGGAAGGACGACACGUACAAGUCGGCACUUGCUUAUAUCCGCCAGAAGAGUAGGGAGGAAGGUAUAGACGCUGUUAUCAACGCCAAGGGUGAACCUCUUGACGGUAUCUUGAUACCAAUACAGGUCGAUAGCGGGGUGGCGAACCAAGUUGCGGCCAAAGCCGGUGCGUCUGCAUAUCAACCUAUUUUGCACCAUCUUGUUCCUGCGGGAUGA